GGGAAUCUCUUCUAAUUUAGUAACAAAAUGGCGUCUGUCCGUUCGUACUUCAAGCCUUUCAGGCCUUUAUUGAUCAUGAUUUUCUUGUUGCUUGUUGGAUUUCUGACGUAUAUCACUGCUACUGACGAACCAGAUGACAAUAGUAACGAUUUUGCUGAAUUUGAAACGGAAGGGGACGAAGAAGAUGAAGAAGAAACAGAGGUGCAUGGAACAGGCGAUCAAGAUGAAGAUGAAGAUGAAGAAGAAGCUGAUGUUACAGAGGAAACAGAUGAGUCAGAGGCAAAUGUUGAAGAGCCAGAGGAGGAACAGGAAGAAUUUGAUCACUUUACUGAUGAAGAAGAAUUUGAGGGAUAUAAUAAAGAAAAAAUACCAAAAGGAAAAUCAGGUCCUCAACCUGAUUUAAAGAUAAAGAAGAUUCCUGUUCAUUUAAGAGCAAACUGGGAGGGAUUUUAUGCUGAAAUUCUAACGUUGGCUGGGCUUGCAGCGUAUGCACUUAAUUUCUUUGCUGGACGCAGUAAAAACUCGAGGCUAGCAACUGCAUGGUUAAAAUCUAACAAAGAACUUUUGGAGAGUAAUUUCAGUGUAGUGGGGGAUGAUGGUUCCAGUGAGGAACCUCAACAAGGUAUAUUGGUGAAGGAGAGUGAGAGCCUGUACACAUUAUGGUGUACAGGGAGAGUAGGCUGUGAUGGAUUACUGGUUGAAAUUAAGUUACAGAAGCGUCAUGACCUUGUCAGUGUGAUGUCAUAUCUAGUCAAACCAGCCAGAGAUACUGUGACAGUUACAGUGCAUAUGACAGAUGAAGAAAUGGACAACUUUGUUCUUGCUGUCCUACCAAAGAAGACUGCUGCUAAAAUGCAAAAGGAGCUCCAAGAUUUGACCUUCUUCUGUCCUGAUAAACGUGCUGGACCUAAAUAUGAUUUACCUGGCUCAUUUGUUGUGUUAACUGAGUCAGCUGAAGCAGCCAGUGCCAUUUUAUCAUCACAGAUCACAAGAGCUAUUUCCAGUGGUGAAGAAAUGCUUGACUCACUGAUAUUUUCUGAUCAAUAUGUGGGUCCCAAGCAGCCUGAUGAUGAUGACCAGGCAGCCAGUGGAAAAGCUGUUAAACCUAAGAAAGUCCUGCUUUUUAAUUUCAAAGUGCCUUCCAAAGGGAGCAGUACCAAGUCAUCUGAUAUGGUCAAACUAGAACCAAUGAUGAAACUUGUUCUUCACUGUAUUGACAGGGUUAGACGGUUUAAACUCGGAAAGGAGGCCAAAGCUAAGGCUGACAAAAAUCGACGAGAACUCGAGGAAAGUCUACUGAAACAGUCUCAUGCUCAAAGGCAAGAAGCUGCACAACAACGUCGCGAAGACAAAGUAAGAGCUGAGAAAGAACGAAUCAUGCAAGAAGAUGACCCAGACAGGCAGCGGAGGCUGGAGGAGAGAGAACACAAGAAGGAAAUGAAGAAAAGAAAUCCAUUCAAAGUGAAGCAAGUCAAAGCACGUGGCUGAAGGAAAAUUUUGAGAACUUGUUUGAUGCUGGAUGAUGCAAGUUUCUUUUUUUGUCUUUUUCCAAAUUUUUCUGUAACACUGUAAUUUGCUUUACAAUAUUUUCAGAGGUAAAAUGGAGUUUGUAGAAUCAUGAACUACCGAUUCUAGCCUCUAAUGAUUAAUAGAAGCAAAUUAACGUUAAUUUUAACAACAGAUGUGUUAUUUAUUUCUUGUUUACAUAUUUUGGUGUUUUUUGUUACACCAUGUCCAGGUUAUUUCAUAUUUUGGAGAUUCGUCCCAAUUUUCAUUUUGUUUCAGUCUUUCAUGAUUAUUACUUGUACAGUCGAACCUCGAUUAUCCAGACCACUGGGGACUGGCCCGAACAGUCCGGAUAAUCGAGAGUCCGGAUAAUUGAAAAGAUGAAUAUUAAUGAGUCAACACUGAAUACAUUUGUAAACCAUAACAUUUAAUUGAGAAUCAUGCAAGAAUGAACCACAAUCACAAGCCAUUUCUGACUACAAUUUACUACUGUGCAUGUUAGGUGCAUUUAAGAUCACUCGGGCAAUAACAAUAACCUUGCCCAAAAUUGUCUUUUGAUGCGAAACAAAUCCAGUUCUGACUGGAAUUUUAUAACUCAGUUCGGCAUAUGAUAGCUUUCCUAUGGAUAAUAAAUGUGACUAAUUAAUAUUCAUGAAAAAGGGGACCAGAAAAGCUAGUCCGGAUAAUCAAGAAAUCCAGAUAAUCAAGGUUUGACUGUAUUUGGUUGUUAUCUAAGAACCAAGACUAACUGCAUAAUUUAAUGUUACAAACAGCUGGCUGUCAAUCUCUACCCCUGUGACCUCAUGAUUAUCAUAUAUUUAAUGGCUCUUAGCUGUCUUUGUAUUUUUGGUUGUUCGUAAUAUCAUAAAAAGAAGAUAUAACUGGU
Stylophora pistillata is the source of this 2392-nucleotide messenger RNA. Its product is annotated as PAT complex subunit CCDC47. Lineage: Eukaryota; Metazoa; Cnidaria; Anthozoa; Scleractinia; Pocilloporidae. Gene Ontology annotation, molecular function: calcium ion binding. Gene Ontology annotation, cellular component: endoplasmic reticulum. The record is from RefSeq and is a predicted model, not a curated record. Gene Ontology annotation, biological process: endoplasmic reticulum calcium ion homeostasis.